AUGUUCCCAAAAACUGCUCUUCUCGCUCUUACUUUUGGUUCUGUUGCCUUGGGUCAACUCGUCGGCACGUACCAGGCUGAAAAUCAUCCAGCGCUUCCCUUUCAACGUUGCACCAGGUCGGGAUGCACUACUGUUUCAUCUGGUCAGGUUGUUUUGGAUUCCAACUGGCGAUGGACGCAUAACAAGGACGGCUACACUAACUGCUACACCGGUAACACUUGGAACACCACCAUCUGUCCCGACAACAAGAGUUGUGCGGCCAACUGCGCCAUAGACGGUGCCGACUACUCUGAAACGUACGGUAUCACCGUCUCCGGAAACGCUCUUACCCUAAAAUUCGUCACCACUAACGCCAAUGGAAAGAAUAUUGGAUCUCGUGUCUAUCUCAUGAACAGCGAUUCCAAGUACGAGCUUUUCAAGGUUCUUAAUCAGGAGUUUACGUUCGACGUUGAUGUCUCCAACCUUCCCUGUGGUCUCAAUGGCGCGCUUUACUUCUCCGAGAUGGACGCCGAUGGAGGUUUAUCUAAGCACCCAACCAACAAAGCUGGUGCAAAGUAUGGAACGGGUUACUGCGAUUCCCAAUGCCCUAAGGACAUUAAAUGGAUCUCAGGAGAGGCCAAUGCUGAGGGUUGGACCCCUUCAGACAGCGACGCCAACGCCGGCAACGGUAAAUACGGCACAUGCUGCAACGAAAUGGAUAUUUGGGAGGCUAACUCUAUCUCCGCCGCCUACACCCCUCAUCCUUGCACCAAGACCGGCCCCUACCGCUGCUCCGGCACGGAGUGCAACACUCCCACGGAUCGUUAUGGCGGUAUCUGUGACCCUGAUGGUUGUGACUUCAACUCUUACCGCCAGGGAGACAGAACGUUCUACGGUCCUGGACUCACCGUUGACACCAAGAAGAAGUUUACCGUCGUUACUCAAUUCAUCACCAGCGAUGGCACUUCGUCUGGAUCACUCAAAGAGAUCCGCAGAAUUUAUGUCCAAGACGGUAAAGUCAUCCAGAAUUCCAAGAGUACCAUCGCCGGAGUUUCUGGCUACGACUCGAUCACCGAGCAAUUUUGCACUGACCAGAAGGUUGCUUUUGGCGAUACCGACAGCUUCAAGGCCAAGGGAGGAAUGGCCGGCAUGGAAGCAGGCCUCAGGAAUGGAAUGGUUCUCGCUUUGAGUAUCUGGGACGAUCACCACGCCAAUAUGCUCUGGCUCGAUUCAACUUACCCCGUCGACUCUACCAGCCCUGGAGCGCAGCGCGGAUCAUGUCCCACUACCUCUGGUGACCCCAAAGACGUCGAAGCCAACAGUCCAAAUGCUUCAGUCACAUACUCCAACAUUAAGAUCGGAGAUAUUGGAACCACCUAUACUGGGGGAUCUUCCGGUACGACCAUUGGCGGAGGAACUACCACUACCACCUCGACUGCUCCCGGACCUACCCAGACUAAAUACGGCCAAUGUGGUGGAAUUGGGUGGUCCGGACCAACUGUUUGCGCUCCUGGAUCCACUUGCCAAAGCAGUAACCCGUUCUACAGCCAAUGCCUGUAA
Molecule: messenger RNA, 1539 nt
Organism: Psilocybe cubensis
Lineage: Eukaryota; Fungi; Basidiomycota; Agaricomycetes; Agaricales; Agrocybaceae
Exons: 3
Coding region: 1-1539 (512 amino acids)
Biological process (GO): carbohydrate metabolic process
Cellular component (GO): extracellular region
Molecular function (GO): hydrolase activity, hydrolyzing O-glycosyl compounds; cellulose binding
Source: RefSeq, a predicted model, not a curated record